AUGAUUUGGUCAAUAUUACAAGAAAUAGCUGAAUAUCUUCAUAGUAAAGUUGAAGGAUUAUCAGAAAAGAUGUUAAAAGAGAUAAUAAGAAAAUGUUUAUUAGAUUAUCAAAAACAAUCAUCGAAAAGUCUAGAAACAAAGAUUGACAAAUUAAUCUCAAACCUUGUAGAUAUUUUUAAAUAUCAAGCAGGUAUACUCAAUGAAUUUGGUCAUAAUAGUUUUCGAUUUAUACAUCGUACGUUUCAAGAAUAUCUUGCAGCUAAAAGUAUUAUCAUUCAUAAUGGAAUCGAACAAUCUGAAGAUAUGAUUUAUCACAAUAUUCAUAGUAAAAUUGGUAUUCCCAAUUGGAGAGUUCCUCUUAGUAUGACAUUUGGAAUUUUGAGUAAAUCAAUUGAAUAUAGUCUAUUAUUUAACAAUAUUAUUAAAAGAUUAUUAAAAGAUGAGAAAACUUCAUCGAAUAUGCAAUCUUCUAUACUUCUAGUACCAUUUGUUAUUAUUGAUUCAUUAAAUGACAUGCAUUUUUCAUCUAAAGAUACAGAACAUGAAUUGAUUCGGAAAUUAGCAGAUAUGUUGUUGUUUGAUUAUGAAAAUGUGUCUGGUUUUUCACGCUUAAAAGAACAUCAAGAAUUGAUACAAUCCUAUUUCUUGAAAUUGAAAAGAAAAUAUGAUAAUAUAAUGGCAGAAUGGUUUAUUAAAAAGCUUAAUCAUGAAGAUGAUGUUGCUCCAUGUGCUAAUAUUAUUUAUCAAUUGAAAUGGUAUAAUCCAAAAUUUCAUGAAAUAUUUCUAAAGAAUUUACAUAAUGAUUCUAUAAUUUGGAAUUGGCCAAUCGAUUCGAUCUUACGAUUUUAUUCAAAUGAAAUUAAAGAUGAAGUAGUUUUAACUCAAUUAAAAUUCAAAAAUACAAUAAAUAAAAAUCCAGAAAUGAUCAAAUUUAUUGUAAACAGCAAUGCUUGGCUACCUUUAAUUAUAGCUCUUUAUGGAGGUUAUAAGAAUUAUAAGACUCCAUCGAGUAUUUCUGAAUAUUAUGAAAUAGCUCAAUUUCUAGAUUUAAGCUCUAUGGAAAGAGCACCAUUUACUUUUUACUAUCAAGAAAUUUGGGAUAGGGAUGAUGCAGCUUAUAGCAUGGCUGUAUAUCUUGAUACAAAAAAAAAUUCAGAAUUGAUUCCAUUGGUUGUAUUGUUACAUUUUGGAAUUAUUUCAAAAGACAGUGAUAGGUUAAGGAUUUACAAAAAUUUACUACCUGAAUUAGCUGAACAGUAUGAUGUAAAAGAAUUUUUAUUUGAAAGAAUUCAAUCCAUGUGUAAUCCAUAUUAUAAAUCAAGAGCAUUAUAUCAAUUAGCUGAAUUUUAUGAUGAAAAAAGUUAUGAAUUGCUAAAUGAAUCAUUUAUAUUAACAAAAAAUAUUCAAGAGCCAACGUUAAAAUUUCAAGUAUUAGAAAAAAUUUUUAGCAUUACUCAUUAUAAGGAAGUAGAUCGCAAGCUAUUCAUUCAAAAAAUUGUCGACGAGUUAAUUUUAACAUUUGACAAUAUUGAUGAUCUUCAUAAUCGAAUUAUUGCAUCGAUAAGAUUAUCAUUUUAUGGAUCAGGAGAAUUUCGAAAAAAAUAUUUAACUAUUGCUAUAGAAACACUUGAUCGAAUGAAUGAAGAUAAUGACAAAAUCAAAUUAAUUAUUAAAUUAAAAUCAUUAAUUAAUAUCUAUGAUGAUCUUCUAAUCAAACUAAAUGGAAUGAUAGAAACACUCAAGAAUAAAAUUUAUUAUUAUUUUGUCAAUUCUUAUUAUGGAAGAAUAUUAUUUACUGGAACAUUACAAGUUUCUAAGUCAAACGUAAAUUUAGAAAAUGAGAAUGAUAACAAAGAAAUUGUCGAUCUUUCAAACUAUGCAGAACUUCAAUCUUUAUUUGUAUUGGUUGCACAAUUGAAUGAUACAAAAUUAAUUAUGGAUAAAACAGAGAGCACCGAUCAAUUAUGGAUUCAUCUUUUUAAAGAUACUGAUAAUCAGUCCACUAUAGAAAAAAUAUUAACUAUUGGUUUACAUGAUGGAAUAUUUUUGACACCACAAGUAACCAUUAUUAUAGAUGAAUUGAUAGAAAAAGGAAAAGAGGAUCAUAUAUCUAUGCUUUUUCCCUAUAUUAUAAAACCUUCAAAUGAAGUAUUACCUGUUGUUCAGCGAUGGUUUACUCAAAACAAUAAUAAUAAUAAUCAAAUUAAAAAUCUAGCAGCUCUUUUACUUGCAGAAGCCAGGCAUGUUUUUGAAUCAGUUAUCGAUACAAUUAUUGAUUUGCUCAAAAGUGAUAAUGAUCAAAUGAGAUAUCGAGCUCAACGAAUUUUUCAACAUCCAGAAAGAGAUGUUAAAGAACCCAGCAAGAGACUCUCUGUAUUAGGAGAAAAAACAAUGAUGAAAAUUCUCGAACAUGCUCUAGUGAAAGAGCAUCUUCCAAGAGUUCGUGCUUAUUUUUUUACAUUUUUCUACGACUUACUAUGGGAUGAUCCUGUAGUUUUUCAUAACUUAAGUCAAAAUAUGAAUCAAUUACAAGAGAGAAACUCUGUUAGUGAAAGAAGAAUUCAAUUUCUCGAUAGAAUUUAUUUUAUUAAUAAUCAUACUUGGAAUUCAAUAAUGCAAACUUUAGAAUCAUCUUUAUAUCCAUUGUAUAUAGAAAAAUUACUUCAUUCUACGAUGCAUUUAGCAAGACGUUCUCAGAUUAUAGAAGAUGAUUGGAUUAAAUUUGCAAGAUUAUUAGCAGUGUCUGACACAUGUCAAUUUCAAGAGCAUGUAUACUUUUCACAUACAGAUAUGGAACUAAUACAAGUAAUUCUUGAUGAAGUUUCUGCUUCAACAACUAUUACUGAUGAAACAUAUUUUGAAAAUCUUGAAUCAAUCUUAAUCAUUCAAACAACCAUCAAAGUUGAAGAUCUUUCACGACAGAACUACGAUCAAAUCCAACAUAUAGGUCGUUGUAAUUUUACUGUUUCAAAUGAUGUAAACAAAACAAUAUUAAAUUUAUUAAGUAAUUUUUCGAUAAAUAUUGUUCUAAUGAAGAAUUUAAUUCAAUGGUUAAUACUCAAAAUGAUAAGUUUUAAUGGUUUUGAUGAUACUAUAUUUGAAUUGAUUCUAUGUGAAACUUUAUUAUCUUUGGUUUCUGCUUGUGUUCAAAAGGAAGAUUAUUUGUAUCGAAAAAUAACAAAUUCUCCAAAUUUUAAUAAAGUUCAAAUGAUUCAACUGUUGGAGAAAAUGCUUAAUUAUCAUCCCUAUUUUCCAGCAAGAGGUACUGCUUUUAUAUUACUUUCAGCUAUGGAACAGUUUGAUCAUAAAGUAAUUAUCAAUGCUAUGAACACAUUAUUUGAUGAAAAUCUUGUGAAAGAAUAUUCCGUGAUUGGAGUUCCUCUCAUUCGUUUAUCAUCUGAUGAAUUGAUUGAUGAUUUAAUAGUAUAUUUGAAAAGUGAAAGUGCCAUAAAAGUUUAUGAAAUAUUAAAAAUUUUAACAGAAUUUGCUUUAAAUGAAAAAAUAGAUAUGAACAGCAAAUCAAAAAUUAUGAAUUACUUAACAAAUGAAAUUGUACAAUUAAAAUCAAAGAAACUUGUUAAUUAUUACUAUACAGACAUUAAAAUUCCUUUCACAACAACAUUAGAACAUGAAUAUUAUAAAGCAUGGAUUAAAAUACAAGGACUCUCGGGUAAAGCACAAUAUUCAAUCAACAUUAAAGAAUCAAACAAAUAA
Molecule: messenger RNA, 3714 nt
Organism: Rotaria sordida
Lineage: Eukaryota; Metazoa; Rotifera; Eurotatoria; Philodinida; Philodinidae
Source: the annotation of a GenBank genome assembly